AUGGUUUCCGAUUCAAUCUCCGCCGUGCCGAUUCCCUCCGCCGCAAACACUAAGAACCCCGGGAAGAAGAAGAGGACUAACAGGUCCGCAAAAUUGAAGCAGUACAAAAUCGAUGCGCGCCGCGAACAAUGGCUUUCGCAAGGUGCGGUGAAGAGCAAGGGAUGCAAGGACGGUGUGGACGACGACGUCGUCCACGCGCCGCCGCCGCCAGUGAAUCACGGCAAGCACUCGUUGGAGCCGCUGAACACCAGGCGCGGAGGCGAAGAGGACGACGGAUUGAUUCAUCACGAUAGCGAUUCAGAGUCUCCGACCAAUUGUCCCGCCGGCGUAUUGUGCGGCAACGAUUCGGGGACGAAUUUCACCGGCAGCAGUAGCGGCGGGAGCAGCAGUAGCAGCAGUUCCAGCAGCGGCGGGUGCUGUUCGGGGAACAUUACCGAGGAGGAGGAGGAGGAGGAAGGCGAGGACGAUGAUGAUGGUUGCUUGGAUGAUUGGGAGGCCAUGGCAGAUGCUUUAGCCGCCGAUGACAAGCACGAAAACCCUUGUUCUGAUUCUCCCCCUGUGGUUUCGCCUUGUGAAGGGUCCAGUAUAGGGUCUCCGAAUUCAAAACCCGAGAGUGGUAGAUUGGUUCCUUGGGGCACUGGUAAUAGCCGAGCGUGGAGGGCAGAUGACGCUUUUCGCCCUCAGAGUUUACCCAAUUUGUCUAAACAACACAGUAUGCCGAACCCUGAUCGCCGUUGCGUAGGAGGGGUCCCUUGGGGUCGUCUUCCCACGCCGUCCUCCUGUCCUAUUUGCUGUGAGGAUCUGGAUUUGACGGACACGAGUUUCUUGCCAUGUUUCUGUGGGUUUCGGCUUUGCCUCUUUUGCCACAAGAGGAUCCUGGAGGAGGAUGGUCGUUGUCCCGGGUGUAGGAAGCCUUAUGAGUGCGACCCUGUUGAGACAGAAGCGAGCGUCCAUGGAGGCAGCCUCACUCUUCGUUUGGCACGUUCCUGCAGCAUGAUCGAGAGGUCUUGA
Sphenostylis stenocarpa is the source of this 1011-nucleotide messenger RNA. Lineage: Eukaryota; Viridiplantae; Streptophyta; Magnoliopsida; Fabales; Fabaceae. The record is from the annotation of a GenBank genome assembly.